Molecule: messenger RNA, 8736 nt
Organism: Alosa alosa (allis shad)
Lineage: Eukaryota; Metazoa; Chordata; Actinopteri; Clupeiformes; Clupeidae
Gene: tns1a
Product: tensin 1a
Exons: 35
Coding region: 242-5605 (1787 amino acids)
Biological process (GO): fibroblast migration
Molecular function (GO): protein binding
Source: RefSeq, a predicted model, not a curated record
CACUUACACACAUACCGUGGAACGAACGUCGGAUGAGAAGAGCGCCAAAGAGAGGAAAGGAAAAGGAAACGGAGGGGGUUGUUUCCCGGGACGACAGACGCUGCCGCUGGAUUUCCACCUGGAGAUCAGAGAACAGGUAGCAGGAGAGAGAGAGAGAGAAACAGAGCGAUAGAAGGGAGGAACGAAGGAUCGAGAGAGAGGGAGAGAUAGAAAGAGAGAGAGGGGGUGAUCAGUGGUUACCAUGGCGCGUCUGAACUGGUGUCUGGCGGCGGUCAUCAGCUGGGGGAAGUUUCUCUUCUCUUGCUUCUUCCCGCUGCGCUCGAGCAGGAGGGACCAGCCAGAUGAGUUUGAAGGGGUCCACUCCCAUACCUUCCGUGUGAAGGCAUUCAAGAAAGCCAAGUGCUGUGCAGUAUGCAAGCAGGCUGUCACCAAGGAAGGCCUGGUCUGCAAAGCUUGCCGGUUAUCAUGUCAUAAGAAGUGUGAAGUGAAGGUCUCCACUGCCUGCACCACUGCUGCCAACUAUGAGCUGCCUCCCACUGCUGAACUUCCCCUGAAACAUGUAGAGACUCCGGGAUCCACCAAAUCCACCAGAAGUAUGGACUCUCGUCAGAGACCCUCACGGAGCCUGAGUAUGAUCCAGAACCUGGAUGACACGGAGGUGGACCUGGUCUACAUCACAGAGCGGAUCAUCUCACUGUCCUUCCCCACGGGCUCCGACGAGCACAGCUACACCUCCCACCUCAAGGACGUGGCCGCCAUGAUGAGGUCCAAGCACGGAGAGCACUACCUGGUUCUUAACUUGAGUGAACACCGAAAUGACAUCGUCAAGCUGAACCCAAAGGUCAUGGACUUUGGCUGGCCCGAUCAACAUGCACCUGCCCUGGACAAGAUCUGUAGCAUCUGCAAGGCCAUGGACACCUGGCUCAAUGCAGACAUACACAAUGUAGUUGUCCUACACAACAAGGGCAAUCGGGGUCGGACAGGGGUUGUGAUCGCGGCCUACAUGCACUACAGCAACAUCUCUGCCAGUGCUGACCAGGCCCUGGACAGGUUCGCCAUGAAGCGCUUUUAUGAAGACAAAGCCCUGCCAGUGGGCCAGCCGUCCCAGAGGAGAUAUGUACAGUAUUUCAGCGGACUUCUCUCUGGUCAUAUCAAGAUCAACAACAAGCCUCUGUUCCUGCACCACGUCAUUAUGCACGGCAUCCCCAACUUCGAGUCCAAAGGAGGUUGCAGGCCGUUUCUAAAGAUCUAUCAGGGGAUGCAGCCAAUUUAUAUGUCUGGGAUAUACAAUGUUCAAGGUGACAGCUCCACAAGUAUCUGCAUAACCAUAGAGCCUGGCCUUCUCUUGAAGGGAGACAUCCUGCUGAAGUGCUACCACAAGCGCUUCAGGAGCCCGAGCAGGGACGUGAUCUUCAGGGUGCAGUUCCACACGUGUGCUGUCCACGACCUCGCCGUGGUCUUCACCAAGAAUGAGCUCGACGAGACAUUCAAAGAUGACAGAUUUCCUGAGUAUGGGAAGGUUGAGUUUAUCUUCUCAUUUGGACCAGAAAAGAUAAAAGGGCUUGAUCAUCUGGAGAACGGUCCGAGUGUGUCAGUAGACUACAAUACCCAGGACCCCCUGAUCCGUUGGGACUCCUAUGACAACUUCCACAAGCGCUGUGAAGAUGCACCAGACGACGUAGUGCAUACGCAGGGUCCAGUCGACGGCAGUCUCUACGCUAAGAUCCGAAAGAAGGACUCCACCGAGGGCAUUGUUUCCGUUAACGGCCUUCCGCCCUCCGAGCGUGCUCAUCCUCCCCUCCAGCAGGCAGUCGGAGUAGCCAACCACGCGCUUCCUCUCCCUGUCGCCAACCACGCCCUCCCGGUCGCUGACCACGCGCUCUCUGUGAGCAGCGACUCGGGCAACUCCACCGCCUCCGUCAAGACCGAUCGCACCGAUGACCCGCAGUCCCAGCAGGGCGGCGCCGCCGGCGGAGGAAGUGGCAGCGGGGGGGCCUGCGUGAGCCAGCCGCCCGGCGCCGAACCGUCCCUGAGUCCGCGGGAGAAGCGCGAGCUCGAGCAGCUGCUCAGCGGUCUCGAGGGAGGAGGAGGAGCCCAGGGGGGCCGACAGGGGAGCCCAGCGGCCGUCGGGGGUAUCCUCCACCUGGUGCCCGCGCAGGUGCACGUGAACGGGCGUGGCUUGAUCCGCGCCAACACCGUCCCGGCAGCAGCAUCCGCGCGCGCCGCAGACAGCCGGAGCGAAACCGAACGCGAGACUGAUAUCCUUGACGACGAGCUCCCAGAGGCUCCCAACAGCGCCGACAGCCUCGGGACGAUCUCGUCUCUGGACGGACACGAGACGCCAGCCGCCGACAGCCAGGGACACAGCGACUACCAGACUCCCCAGCAGCAGCAACAGCAGCAGCCGCCGUCUGACUCGACCACCGUGGACAUCGAGGGACCGUCGGCUCUCCCAGAUCUCCGGUCCAGCAGGAGAGACAUGCCGGUGCACCAGGUGCACGGCUCGGCCUCCGCGCAGGAGCGUCUGAUCGACUACAGCGACCAGAACGGGGCCAUGUACCGCUCACAGUCCUACGGGGCUGCCCCGGCCAUGGACCCAGGGGCAGCUGCCAGGCUUCUGCCCCAAGCGCCCGAAAGGAGCACGAGCAGCCGCGAGGCCGUCCAGCGCGGCCUCAACGCCUGGCACCAGUACGGCCUGGUGGACGACCCGUUCUUCGGGCCCAUGUCGGGCUUGUCGCGCUUCCCCACGUCGCCGAGCGGCGCCUCGCAGAACGACGUGGAGCAGUCCAUCGAGGCCCUCAACAUGCUCAUGAUGGACCUUGAGCCCACGCAGACGCCUGUACCCAAGUCCCAGAGCGCCCCCCCGGGCGACAACCCGGCUACCUACCAGACGCCCUUCGCCCAGAACUACCCGAGGCCCUCGUACCAGGCGGACCAGGCCAUCCACAGCUACUCGACGGGCUACCCGCCAUCCACCUCGGCCAGCUACGGCCAGUCCUCUCAGAGGUCCUCCCCGGCCUACCCGCCCAUGUCGCCCUCCAUGGAGCCCCACAGGGGGGCUUUCCACUCCCCCACCCACCCACAGGAGGCGUACAUCCACCGGGGAGGUCCCGGGUCCCCGUCCCCCACCCUGCACCACCCGCAACCCCUGAAGCCCCAGAGCGCCUUCACUCCAGGGGGAGGCAGCUCGGUGUGCUACACCCCGGAGCUCCAGGGCAUCUCCCCGUACCCCACCACCCAGAUGAGCUACAGUGCCUCCUCCUCUCCCCUCCCGUCGGUUACCCCCGCCAGGGAGGCUGACCCCGAGGAGGAGAGCCUGAACCUGGAGGGGCUGGUGGCCCACCGCAUAGCUGGGUCAAGGUCACACACAGCAACCCCAGAUGAGUCUGGUUCAUCCAUGCGUCGCCGCACGACCAGCGAGGGUCAGUACCACAACGGUCACGAGGAUCGUCCAGCUCACGGGAAUGCCUCCCGCACCCCUGUCUCGCCAGAGUUUGUUACUGUUAUCGCCUCGAAUCCAGGAGGCCGACCAAGGGAGGUUCACAUGCACAGCUAUCGGGAGGCGUUUGACGACACCCCAGACGGCAGCGGUGGCGCCCCCACCAGCCCAACCCCCAGCGCCGGUGGUGAGGCCCCCCCCUCGACCCCCGCCUUCCCUGUGUCCCCCCUCACCUCGCCACAGACCCCCUACUUCAACCUGUGUCGCUCCCCGCCAGGCUUGGCCAAGACGCCUCUGUCGGCCCUGGGGCUGAAGGCGCAGAGCCCCAACGAUGUUCACAUGCAGCAGAGCAGCUCCGAUUCUGACUCUAGUGAUGAAAUGGAAGAGCCGCGAGGCUACAUUGGGCCCGUGGCACACGUUGGAGGGAGGGGUCUCGGCAUGUCCCCUAGCCACCAGCAUCCCCUGUACCCGUCUGAAGCUAUGGAGAGGGCGGCACCCCCUGCCCACGGCAUCAACCCCCCGCUCUCACCCCUUGGCACCAGCCACCACCCUGAGGGACACUUCUCACAUCCUGACGGCUCCAUGCGAGUGGCCAGUCCCCCUGUCUCUGUGUCCAACGUGGGCUACCCGCCCAACACCACCGAGCUCACGCACCCCCACUUUUACCCCGACCCGCUCGGCUACCUGGAUCCUGAAACGGCCACGGUCAACAUUAUGGGUGUCCAUCGUGUGCCGGGCAGCCCCAACACGCUCCACCGCACCGUUGCCACCAACACCGCCCCCAGCCCCGUCCUCCAGCGCCGGCUAGCCAAUCAGAGCCCAGUCACCGGGCACCGGGUCCCCCCAGCCAAUGGCGGCGACCCCAACAGCCCUGUGCCCGUGCGCCACAUGGGUGCCACCAAAGCGGUGCCCCAGAGCCCCACGAUGGGCCGCCACGCUCAGAGCCCGGGCAGCGCCGGAAGCCUGAGUCCGGAGAGGAGGCCCAGCAGGCAGGCCAGCCCCGACGAGAGGCCCGGCGGGCGCCAGUCCGGCGCCUCUGGAGGUCACCUGUAUGGCGCGGAGCCAGGCUCCCAGCCCAUGCUGCCUGAUAAGAGGCCCAGUGCCACCCCCACUGAGGGCUCCAUGAACAGGAAGAUGUCCUCGCCAGGGCCCAGCGGUGCCAGCACACCCGUCAUGCCCCCGCACGCAACGUCUGAACCUGCCAUUGUCUCCAUCUAUGCUGAUGGACCACCAGACAUCAAGCUCAACGUAAAGUUUGUGCAGGACACAUCCAAGUUCUGGUACAAGCCAGAGAUCUCCCGGGAGCAAGCUAUCUGCGUGCUGAAGGACAGAGAGCCUGGGGCAUUUGUUAUCCGAGACAGCCACUCCUUCAAGGGGGCCUACGGCCUGGCCAUGAAGGUGGCCUCACCUCCACCCACUGUGCAACAGAACAAGAAAGUGGGAGACAUCACUAACGAGCUGGUUCGUCACUUCCUGAUUGAGACUAGUGCUAAGGGUGUGAGGCUGAAGGGCUGUCCCAAUGAGCCCUACUUUGGCUGUCUCUCUGCAUUGGUGUACCAGCACUCCAUGACACCCCUGGCUCUCCCAUGCAAGCUAAUGAUCCCAACCCGAGACCCGAAUGAGGAAGCCAUUGAGUUAGCCACCCCAACAAGCUCCACCAUUGACCUACUGAAGCAGGGUGCAGCCCCUGUCGGUCCCCUGACAGUUUGUCCCUCUUAUGUCACCGUAGGGCCGAAGGUUCCUGAUGAGUCACAGGCAUGCAAUGUUCUGUAUAUUAACUCGGUGGAGAUGGAGUCUCUGACAGGCCCCCAGGCCAUUGCCAAAGCCAUCAGCGAGACGCUGGCGGCCCAGCCACUGCCCAGUGCCACUGUCGUCCACUUCAAGGUGUCCACCCAGGGCAUCACCCUCACCGACAAUCAGAGGAAAAUCUUCUUCCGGCGCCACUAUCCCAUCAACACCGUCACCUACUGUAACCUUGACCCGCAGGACAGAAAGUGGAACAAGACAGAGGGUGGAGCGGCUAAGUUGUUUGGAUUUGUGGCCCGGAAACAAGGAAGCACAACAGACAACGUCAGUCACCUGUUUGCCGAAUUGGAGCCAGACCAGCCGGCCAGUGCCAUUGUCAGUUUUGUCUCCAAGGUCAUGCUCGGCAACCCCAAACAGUGAAGACUGCCCUGGCAGACAUUUUGUUUUUUCUCUAAACUGCGUGUGUUCUUUUUUUCCUCCCACAAAGACACGUUUUUUCAUGCCCUUUUUGUGUGGAUAUAUUUUUUCAUAAAGGUCUCCCCGCCCCCGUCCUUCUUUCGAAGAGAUGGGAAGGAGGAGUUGAGUAAAACUGUUGACUUUAUUUUAUUUUAUUUUUCUUUAAGUUUUCAAGGUGUUGAUUUUUCCUUCAGUGAAGUAGGAGAACAUUCAAGAUGGAGUCUAUGCACGUGCAGGAGAGCUCAGAGGUUUUUCUGGAAGAGGAAGGGGAGAAUACUUCUCCCAGUGGUUCAUCCAGACUUGAAGAGAAUUUAGGAAUUAAUGAGUUUUAAAAGAAAGACAAGUGAAGAAACAAAAAAGCAACAAAGAAUCAUUUUUCAGAUAGAACAACCAAAGGUAGUGUUCAGAACAAGUAUGCCAUUAUUGGACAAUGUAUUCCAUUUUGUUUUGUAAAGGAAUUUUACUUUUAACCAGACUGUCAAAAAAGUACAAAAUCCCUCUGGACAAAAAAAAAAGAUUUUUUUGUCUGUCUCUGUGACUUCUUCUUUCAAAAAGAACAUUGAAAAAAAAAGAAAAAGUAUUCAGUGACGAUAUGCAUGUUCGCUUGCAAAUGGUCCUUAGCUGCUUCUCUAACCCUUCGUUGUUGGUCAAGACUGCUCUCUUUGUAGACACUGGUGGACUCGAGAUUGUAGGAUGCUACCAGGUCUACCGAUCACAACACCUACACACACAGACACCAGUUCAGUUGACCAAACUGCAUAUCAGGAAAAAAAUUGAAAAACACUGUGGUCCAACAUCAGCAAUAAUGUCACCCAGGCCCCAGGCUCAACUAGUCAAACUCAGAAAGAGGGGGAACUGUUGGGGUGGAGGAUUGUGGAUCGGCUGCUCUGGCCUGUAGAUGCAAAAUGUGUGUGACUGCACUGUAUCAGGAUGCAGGUGAGGAUACAAGUCUCAGCUCAUGCACAGAGCCUGUAAAGCAGGAGAGAGAUGUUCUACAGGUCACCUCAUACACACACAGACACACACACACACACACACAGACACACACACACACACACACACACACACACACACACACACACACACACACACACACACACACACACACACACACAAUUACUGUACACACACAGAAAUGUGCACAUCUCCCUAUAAUGACCCACACUGGACACUGGAGGGGUGAACAAUUCAUCGCCUGGAUGGACCAACAGCGAUGCCCCCGCAUGCCGUAGUGCAAAAGUAGCUCCUUUAACCUUUAACCUUUACCCUUCAACCUGACUCAAUGAACUUUACCCCCCAGCCCCCCACUAUCCUCUGAACGCAGAUCACCCCUUUCCCCUGCUGUAGGAAAGAAACAAAAAAAGAAGAAAAAUUGCUAUGGCGACACUGAUCGCUAGAGACUUCAACUGCAUGUGAUGCUACCUUCAGGUUUUUCUUUUCUUUUCUUUUUUACUUCAAAAAAAGGGUCUUACAUCUUGUUGAAGUUCGCUAUGCUCUGUCUUUAUCUUUGUCACACACACACACACACACACAUACUAACACACACACACACACACACACACACAUACUAACACACACACACACAUCAUUUCCUCUCCCGAGUGGAGUUUUAUUUCAGCCAAAUACACAUUAGGCAAUGUCUACCUUUUCUUUCAAGAAAAAACAGAGUUGCUUUCUGUUCACACUGCCCAUUACCACACUUCUUUUAUUCACUGUGUGAGAGCGUGGCUUAAAAAAAGAAGACAACAUAAAGAAAAAACAAUACACAAAGCCCAAUCUUCAUAAGCUAUUGAAAAAAGAUAAACAUGACUAUAAAUAAUGAUGACUACAUAUGUAUUACUAUAAAAAGGUGACUUUAAUGAAAAUAUUUAUUUUUGUUGCUCUCUCUUGCUUUUGGGUUAUUCAUGCAGUAUAUUGAAAUGACAAGAUAUUGUAUAGUCAACAUUCAAAACAUCUGAGACUACAUGGGGGGGAAAUUAUUUUGGUUAAGAGUUUAAAGUCAUGAGUGAAAAAAGACAUCUUGUGUGUCCAGCUGAGAGUCACUUUGUUUUUUGCGUGUGGCCACUGCUCCAUUUUGUCUCAUGUUGAGGUGUUUGAGGUGUGUGAGGGGAAGACAUUCAUGUAUAAAAAAAACACAAUGUUUUUAUUUUUGUUUUUAUGCAUUUUUUUAUUUGUAAUCCAUCAGUUUGUGCCGUUGCAGGAUGAUAACGCUGUCUGUCAGUUGUGUGUGUGAUGGAGAUGGAACUAGAAGUCUGCCAGCUACAGACACUAAUUUGCCCAUCAAGAAUGUCAAGAGGAAGGCACACAAAUGUGUUUGCCAAAGAGGCAAACUCAGAAGAUCCACAGCGUAGGCUACCCCAUCUUUAUAAUUGUAUAGCACUUACAGACUGCCAGUGCCACCCUAGUUAAGUUAAACCAGAAUCUAAACAUGUCCUCAUGACUUUUCUAAGGAGAAGCUACAACAGAUGUCGGUGCAGUUCUUACAUAGCUUCUGUUGUUGGGAUUCAGUAUUGGAAACGGUUGAAUAAUAUCUCGUUAUUAUUAGGGGAAGAGCAGGUGCCAUGGCUGCCAAGAACCUUUGUUGUAGAUCAUGCCGCUAUUAAGCACCAUACUCCAUUCAAAACCACUAUAGCUGUACACAUAUAUGCAGUUUCUUCGCCUUUUUCAUGUAACAAGACCUCAAAGCGAACACAAGAUAACAAAAGAUACUGACUGUCCUUUGUGUAACAUAAAAGUAUGUAUUUAUUUCUGUUUUUAAAUUAUGUUUUGUUUGUGUUUUUUUCACUCACCGGUUGGUCUUCCCCAUAGUCAGGCCCAGUGCUUUGGUGUCAUCAGUGUUACCCAGAAUGCUCUAGACUCGCAGGCGACCCGGCGGACAUUUUCCUCGGAUGUUUGCCUGAAGUCAGUGAGUUGGCUUUGCGAAGAUGAAGUCUGGGGUUUGAAUGUGUGAAUGUACUACUAAGGCUGUACAGAGCUUCUGUGGGAUUUAUGUGUUUUUAUUUUAUUUUAUGUUUAUUUGUGUUAUAAUGCAAUGGCUUUGUUCCUGAGGAGAAAAAAAAAAACAUUAAAGCAAUACAAACCAGUUACAUUAAAAA